Messenger RNA from Amphibalanus amphitrite, 1267 nucleotides. RefSeq lists its product as uncharacterized. Gene Ontology annotation, biological process: DNA integration; DNA recombination. Gene Ontology annotation, molecular function: DNA binding. The transcript has 3 exons. Lineage: Eukaryota; Metazoa; Arthropoda; Thecostraca; Balanomorpha; Balanidae. Bases 68 to 1267 code for a protein of 399 amino acids. The record is from RefSeq and is a predicted model, not a curated record.
UUUGAGACCUAGGUGCCCAAACUUCUUUGGACGAUUGUUGAAAUGUGAUUUAAGUAAUUGUAGAAACAUGGAUUCAGAUGUAACUGACAGUGAAGAAAACAGCGAUUUGCCUUCCCAAGAGCUGGCAGAUAGAGUGGCGGAAUGCGUUCCAGCGAACACAAGAAAGACGACGGAAUGGGCUGUAACAACGUAUAGACGAUGGGCGCAGCGCAGACCAAAUGUUCGCUACGUCAAAGAAGACCUCCUUGCAUACCGAAACGACCUACAGGCAUUGGACCAGAGCCUGUAUAAAUUUUUCAGUGAGGUCCACACUACCGGCGGCCCUGGCUUUACGCCAAGUUCCCUUCAAGUACUGCGAGCGGGCCUGCAGAGAUACAUGUCAGAGCACGACCCAGACAUGCCACUGAUGUCGGCUGAUUCUACAUUCCGGCGCUCCAACGCAGCAUUCAAGGCUGCUAAGAGACGCUACGCCCUAGAUGGCACGAAUCGUGCUGCAAACCAAAUGAAGCAGCCAUUGGACCCGGCGGAUCAAGAGCUAGUAAGGAGGUACUUCGCCACUCCUGAGACGUACAUCAAUCCCACGAUCCUGCAGCAAUAUGUGUACUACAUGCUCUCCAUGACGUUCGGCUACAGGGGUCGGGAAGUAUGGCGUCAGCUCCGCAAGGACAGCUUUGUGGAGGAGCGCGACCAGCAUGGCAAGCUCCGAUACGUCAUCGACCAAGCUAUCAUGGAAAAGAACUACCAACACACGGGGCCCAAUGCGACCUGUCGCAGAGCUACACAAAUCACAGAUGACGUAGAAGCUGGAGUUUACAUGUUUUCUACUCUCAAACUGUACCUGUCGAAACUCCAUCCAGAGCAGGAUGCUUUCUUGCAGAAGGCAAAGAAUGAUCGCCAGAUGGCUGUUGAGCCAGACGCUGCGUGCUGGUAUGUGAACGCACCACUCGGUAAACAUACCAUUGAUCAGCUGAUGCCAAGAAUCAGCGCCGCAGCGGGGACAUCAAGACGGUACACAAAUCACUGUGUGCGUCACACCCUCGGCACCAACAUGCUACGGCUGGGGUACCCGAUCACAGUCAUACAGGCGCGGCUUCGACUGAGAUCGUCAAUGACACUACAGUGGUACACGGGCCAUCGCACGGAAGAAGAACUGCAGGACGAGACCCGCGCUGUCACCCGGCCACUGCGCGGGGUGGCGCCGCCACAGACCGAGGCUGGAGAUGGUGCAGUGGCAGGACCGUCCUCAGCUCCCCAGUGCUGGCAUUGA